Messenger RNA from Adineta steineri, 255 nucleotides. Lineage: Eukaryota; Metazoa; Rotifera; Eurotatoria; Adinetida; Adinetidae. The record is from the annotation of a GenBank genome assembly.
AUGGCUAAUAUUCGAAUUUUUGCAUUAUUAUUAAUUGUCAUGAUGAUCAUCAAUUGUACAAUGGUUGAUGCUAGAUAUCAUGAAGGUUCUAUUAGUCGCAGUAAAAGACUUUUUGGUUGUGCUAAAGUUCACAAGAGUUGUACAGGUGUUUUCAGUAAAUCAUGCUGUUCUGGUACAGUAUGUAAUACAACUAUUGGAAAAUGUGUUCCUAAAGGCAAUCCAAUUUCGUGGCUUGGGGAUCGAAAUGGAAAAUAA